Racocetra persica is the source of this 272-nucleotide messenger RNA. Lineage: Eukaryota; Fungi; Glomeromycota; Glomeromycetes; Diversisporales; Gigasporaceae. The record is from the annotation of a GenBank genome assembly.
UUAAAGAAUUAAGAAAUAGAGGCUAUUUAAUUGAAAACAAUACUGUUAAUUUGAAAUUAAAUGAAACCAACUCAGUUGAAGAAAAUAAUAUAGAUAUUUUUUUAUCUGAUAGUCCGUCAUAUAUAGAUUAUAUAAAUUAUACUAGCAAAAUUGACAAUAUGGAUAUAAAUGAAAUUAUGGAGGAUCUAAAUAGUAUUAACAAUAUAAGCAAUAUAGAUAAUACAGAUAGUAUAAAUGAUAUGGACAACGAUAAGCAAAUGGAACAGCACUAA